GAACCGUCCGAUCAAUAUUAACAGCCGACAUUGAAAACCUGUCCACUGCAGCGAAUCUCAAUCCAUGGUAACAUAAAGAAUACUGUUGAACCAUAAUUGAACCGUUAAAAGAAAGAAAAUAAUUGAACUGCAACAGUAAUAAAAUAACUGACAAACAGUUACUCCAAUCCUCUGUCAUAGAAAACAAAAUAAUACUGAAAAUGAAAGAUGUGUAGUAUGAGUCUGAUAUUAGCAAGGACUUUGCUAGAAGAAGAGAUGAAGAAGAAGCUGAAAAAUGGUUGGUGAUAUUUGGCAGCCAAUGGUCCCCACACAUUGAAUGCCAUUGUUUCUGCAUUAUUAUAUGUCAUCUCUCUUUUCUCUAACCUUUGUUUCAACUCAGCAUUCUCUUCCUUCCACCUGUCCACAUCACAAUCUACUGUAUCUCACAAUACACAAAUCAUUAUUUUCUCUUCCUUUCAUCUCUCUCUCAACACUAUCACCACCUGAUUCUAUAUAUAGAGUGUUUUUGAAGUAUUCUUUGUUCACUCCAAAGGAGAAUCUCAGAAUCAUGGAGGAGGUUGAAGCCACUGCCCCUUCUCCACCUCCACCUCGCCGUGUUCUUCUUAUAUCUGCCGGUGCUAGCCACUCUGUUGCUCUUCUAUCUGGAAAUGUUGUUUGCUCUUGGGGUAGGGGAGAGGAUGGACAAUUAGGUCAUGGUAGUACUGAUGAUAGACUUUUGCCUACUCAACUCAGUGCAUUGGAUUCUCAACAAAUUGUAUCUGUUGUUUGUGGAGCUGAUCAUACUAUUGCUUAUUCCGAAUCACGCGUCGAAGUAUAUAGUUGGGGAUGGGGUGACUUUGGACGGUUGGGUCAUGGUAAUUCUAGUGAUUUGUUCAUUCCUCAGCCUAUUAGAGCAUUACAAGGACUACGGAUAAAGCAAAUUGCUUGCGGGGAUAGCCACUGUUUGGCAGUUACUAUGGAUGGCGAGGUUCAGAGUUGGGGGCGGAAUCAAAAUGGUCAACUUGGACUAGGUACCGUAGAGGACUCACUUGUGCCACAAAAGAUUCAAACAUUUCAGGGGAUACCUAUCAAAAUGGUUGCUGCUGGUGCUGAACAUAGUGUAGCCAUCACUGAAAAUGGAGAGCUGUACGGAUGGGGUUGGGGCCGAUACGGAAACUUGGGAUUGGGAGAUAGAAAUGAUCGUUGUAUUCCAGAGAAGGUUUCUUCUGUUGAUCGUGACAAGAUGGUCUUGGUUGCUUGUGGCUGGCGGCAUACAAUAUCUGUUUCAUCGUCUGGUGAACUAUACACAUAUGGAUGGAGCAAAUAUGGCCAACUAGGUCAUGGAGAUUGUGAAGAUCAUCUUGUGCCUCACAAGCUUCAAGCCUUGAGUGAUAAGUUAAUUUGUCAGGUAUCAGGUGGUUGGAGGCAUACUAUGGCUCUCACUACUGGUGGACUGCUUUAUGGAUGGGGUUGGAAUAAGUUUGGACAAGUUGGAGUUGGUGACAAUGUUGAUCGAUGUGCUCCUGUGCAAGUGAAGUUUCCCCAUGAUCAGAAAGUAGUUCAGAUCUCAUGUGGGUGGAGACACACUAUUGCUGUUACUGAAAAAGACAAUGUAUAUUCUUGGGGAAGAGGCACAAAUGGACAACUUGGGAUUGGGGAUACCAUUGACUGGAAUUCUCCAAAGAUUAUCGAGGCUUUGAGCGUUGAUGGAUCUUGUGGGCAGCACAUAGAAUCCUCAAACACAGAUCAAUUAUCAGGAAAAACUUUUGCUUCCUUAGCCGAGAGAUAUGCAGUUGUACCAGACGAAACUGCGUCGGCGCAAACUGUAGAUAGGCUCGAUCUUAGUGUCCCAGAAAGUGAUGUCAAACGGAUCCGGGUUUGAUACCCUAAAUAUCUCCAUUUGACGAGCAUUGCAUCUUGUUCUUAUCAGUCGAUGGGGAUGAGCUUCCACUUCUAUCAUUUUGGCAAUUAACAUGAUUAUUGUAGAUUACUAAUAUAUAUGGCAAGUUAUGAGAAAUAUUGCUUGUGAUAUCACUAUUCGAUAUAUAUAUCUAUAUUAUCAAUAAGAAAACAUUUACUAUA
Trifolium pratense (red clover) is the source of this 2061-nucleotide messenger RNA. Its product is annotated as ultraviolet-B receptor UVR8-like. NCBI's taxonomy places the organism in Eukaryota, Viridiplantae, Streptophyta, Magnoliopsida, Fabales, Fabaceae. The coding region runs from base 317 to 1861 and encodes 514 amino acids. The record is from RefSeq and is a predicted model, not a curated record. The transcript has 12 exons.